UUACUACAUAAAUAUCCAACGUAGUUUCUCUUCUUAAUUUUGUGCGCAUCUGAAUAUUUUACAUUUAGCAAUGGAACUUCAUUCCAAACACCAAGUGGCCAUUGUUUGGGUGAUGAUGUUCUUACCCGCUGCACUAUGCUACUCUUACGGCUUCACUCCCUCCAGAGCUACCUAUUAUAGUGGCCACGGAAAUCCAAGGGGAGCUUGUGGAUAUGGCUAUUACGGCAUAACUGCAAACAAUGGGAGGGUUGCAGCCGUGUCCAGUAGUCUAUGGAGAGGAGGCGCUGGAUGCGGUGCUUGCUACCAAGUAAGGUGUAAGAAUCCAAGAUUAUGCAACAGCUACGGCACGACGGUAGUGGCAGCAGACUACGGUGAAGGAGACAGAACAGACUUGAUACUGAGUCCAAGUGCUUGGGCAGAUCUGGGACGAAAUCCAGGAGCAUCGCAAGAGCUCAAGAAAUACGGAGUCGUUGACAUCGAAUACAGGAGGGUGCCCUGCAGAUUUGCUGGAUAUAACGUCCGUAUCAAGAUCCACGAGUCAAGCAGAUACCCAGACUAUCUCGCUCUUGUGAUUCAAUACGUGCCUGGAAUGAGCGACGUCACUGCUGUUGAAAUAUAUCAGAAUGAUCGUAGAGAAUGGAGGCCCAUGAGAAGAGCGUAUGGGGCAGUGUUUGAUAUAGUUGGGGCCCCACAUGGACCAUUGAUGCUGAGGCUGCAAUUCAGUGGCAGAACAGGUUGGGUGCAGUCGACCAAGAGUGCGAUUCCUGGUGAUUGGAAGAUCGGAGCGUCCUAUGAUUCUCAGGUUCAUGUCUAAGUAAGAUCCAGCACGAUGAAGAGGGGCCACGUAACCUGUGUGGCUCUGAAGAAUGCAAGCUGUUGGUUUCGUGCGUGUCUUCUAAUAUACAUAUAUACAUAUAUAUAUAUAUAUAUAUAUAUAUAUAUAUAAUAUGUCUACAAGAGGGAAUAAGUUAAAAAAAAAAAAAAGGUCUGUUGGAAUGAAUGAAUAAUAGGGGUUUGUGUAUUUUCCAUUUAUGAUGGAAUUUAUCAAUGAUAAAGCAACCUCUUUGUUUAUGCAU
Molecule: messenger RNA, 1076 nt
Organism: Prosopis cineraria
Lineage: Eukaryota; Viridiplantae; Streptophyta; Magnoliopsida; Fabales; Fabaceae
Product: expansin-like B1
Exons: 4
Coding region: 71-814 (247 amino acids)
Biological process (GO): sexual reproduction
Cellular component (GO): extracellular region
Source: RefSeq, a predicted model, not a curated record